Saccharomyces mikatae IFO 1815 is the source of this 1899-nucleotide messenger RNA. It is a transcript of the gene SNF1, whose product is annotated as AMP-activated serine/threonine-protein kinase catalytic subunit SNF1. The transcript has a single exon. Lineage: Eukaryota; Fungi; Ascomycota; Saccharomycetes; Saccharomycetales; Saccharomycetaceae. The record is from RefSeq and is a predicted model, not a curated record. Gene Ontology annotation, cellular component: cytoplasm. Bases 1 to 1899 code for a protein of 632 amino acids. Gene Ontology annotation, biological process: protein phosphorylation; intracellular signal transduction. Gene Ontology annotation, molecular function: ATP binding; protein serine/threonine kinase activity.
AUGAGUAAUAACAGUAACACAGGCGCAGCACCUGCCAAUGGAAAUUCUCCCCACCAUCACCAUCAUCACCAUCACCACCACCAUCAUCACGGGCAUGGCGGAAGCAGCUCUGCUCUGAACAAUCCUAAAUCUUCGUUGGCGGAUGGUGCGCAUAUCGGGAACUACCAAAUCGUCAAAACGUUGGGUGAGGGUUCCUUUGGUAAAGUUAAACUAGCAUACCACACCACCACGGGCCAGAAAGUUGCCCUUAAAAUUAUUAACAAGAAGGUUUUGGCCAAGAGUGACAUGCAGGGCAGAAUUGAAAGAGAAAUCUCAUACCUAAGACUCUUAAGACACCCUCAUAUCAUCAAACUUUAUGACGUCAUCAAAUCUAAGGAUGAAAUAAUUAUGGUUAUUGAAUAUGCUGGGAACGAAUUGUUCGACUAUAUUGUUCAAAGAGACAAAAUGAGCGAACAAGAGGCUAGAAGAUUUUUCCAACAAAUCAUCAGUGCUGUCGAGUACUGCCAUAGACACAAAAUUGUCCAUAGGGAUUUGAAGCCUGAAAACUUAUUACUAGAUGAACACCUAAAUGUUAAAAUUGCUGAUUUCGGUUUGUCAAACAUCAUGACUGAUGGUAAUUUCUUGAAAACUUCCUGUGGUUCUCCUAACUAUGCUGCACCUGAAGUUAUCAGCGGUAAGCUGUACGCGGGCCCAGAAGUAGACGUGUGGUCCUGUGGUGUCAUCCUCUAUGUUAUGCUUUGUCGCCGUCUACCGUUUGACGAUGAAAGCAUUCCAGUUCUUUUCAAGAACAUCAGCAACGGUGUUUACACCUUGCCCAAAUUCCUAUCACCUGGAGCAGCUGGGCUAAUCAAGAGAAUGUUAAUUGUUAAUCCAUUGAACAGAAUAAGCAUCCAUGAAAUAAUGCAAGAUGAUUGGUUUAAAGUUGACCUGCCAGAAUAUCUGCUUCCACCAGAUCUGAAACCACACCCGGAAGAGGAAAAUGAGAAUAAUGUGUCAAAGAAGGAUGGAAGCGGUCCUGACAACGACGAAAUAGAUGAUGAUCUUGUUAACAUUUUAUCAUCAACCAUGGGCUACGAAAAGGCCGAGAUUUACGAGUCCUUGGAAUCAUCAGAAGACACUCCCGCAUUUAAUGAAAUCAGAGAUGCCUACAUGUUAAUUAAGGAGAACAAAUCUUUGAUCAAGGAUAUGAAGGCAAACAAAAGCGUCAGUGAUGAGCUGGAUACUUUCUUGUCCCAGUCGCCUCCCACUUUUCAAAAACAGAACCAAUCAAGUCAACAACGAGAACUAGAUCACGAAACUGCCAAGCACGCAAGAAGGAUGGCAAGCGCUACCACUCAACAAAGAACAUAUCACCAAUCACCCUUCAUGGAUCAGUAUAAAGAAGAAGAUUCCACAGUUUCCAUUUUACCUACAUCUUUACCUCAGAUUCACAGAGCUAAUAUGUUAGCUCAAGGUUCGCCAGCUGCGUCCAAGAUAUCUCCCUUAGUAACGAAAAAGUCGAAGACAAGAUGGCACUUUGGUAUACGAUCUCGCUCGUACCCAUUAGACGUGAUGGGUGAAAUUUAUAUUGCUCUGAAAAAUUUGGGUGCUGAAUGGGCCAAGCCUUCUGAAGAAGAUUUAUGGACUAUCAAAUUGAGAUGGAAAUAUGAUAUUGGGAAUAAGACCAACAGUAAUGAGAAAAUUCCUGAUUUAAUGAAGAUGGUAAUUCAAUUAUUCCAAAUAGAAACCAAUAAUUAUUUGGUAGAUUUCAAAUUUGACGGUUGGGAAAGUAGCUAUGGAGAUGAUACUGCUGUUUCCAAUAUGUCUGAAGAUGAAAUGAGUACUUUUUCAGCCUACCCAUUUUUACAUCUAACUACAAAGCUAAUUAUGGAAUUAGCUGUCAAUAGCCAAAGUAAUUAA